CUCCUUGAUAUAAAGGAGACACUUCGGUUACCGAGCUGCUUCGUGCUGGCCGCUCUCCCCACAGCCGCUUUCCAACUUUCAGCGAGAGCACUUCACAAAAGAAACCUUCCCUCUCAAAUUCAUCAGCUUUAACGGAUUUAAAGGGCUACUCCCUUGCAGGGAACACUCAAGUGCAUCAGGGCAAACCUCUCUGAAAGUCGGAUCGCAGGAAGCAAGAUUUAAUUAUCCAGAAAUAAAAUGAAGGUUCUUGUGUUGCUGAUUGCCAGUCUGAAUCUCAUCUGUGCAUACAUACCAGGCAAAAUACCCGCUGGACUCAAGAAAAAGCGAAUCUAUAACCAGAUACGCCUCCCACCACCAGAGCAUGAAAUGAACCCUAUGUUUUGGAGGAACCAAGCCCAGGAAACACUGAAACGGGCUCUCAGUUUACAAAAGCUCAACACUGGCGUGGCAAAAAAUUUAAUUCUUUUCCUAGGGGAUGGGAUGGGAAUCCCCACAGUGACAGCCGCUCGAAUUCUGAAAGGCCAGUUGGAAAACAAGAAUGGAGAGGAAGGGUUCUUGGAAAUGGACAAGUUCCCACAUAUAGCUCUUGCAAAGACCUACAACACCAACGCCCAGGUACCAGACAGUGCGGGCACAGCGACAGCCUACCUGUGUGGUGUUAAGGCGAAUCAAGGCACCGUGGGCGUGAGUGCAGCCUCCGUGCGCAGACAGUGUAACACCACCUUUGGCAAUGAAGUGACGUCCAUUCUGAGAUGGGCUGAAGAUGCAGGUAAAUCCACGGGCAUUGUUACCACCACCCGGGUGCAGCAUGCCACGCCCAGUGCUGCCUAUGCACAUUCUGUCAACCGGGACUGGUACUCGGACUUUGAGAUGCCGAUGGAAGCACUGGAGCAGGGCUGCAAGGACAUCGCUCAACAGCUCAUCUACAACAUUCCUGGUAUCGAGGUCAUAAUGGGUGGCGGCAGAAAAUAUAUGUUCCCAAGAGACACCCCUGAUGUUGAACAUCCGGAUGAGUGGAAAGCUAAUGGCUCCCGGCUUGAUGGGAAGAACUUGGUGGAAGAAUGGAAACAUAUUAAAAGGGGCAAGAGAGCUCAUUAUGUCUGGAACAGGGAGCAGCUGAAAAAACUCGACCUGAACAAAGUGGACCACCUAAUGGGACUUUUUGAACAUGGUGACCUGCAGUAUGAGCUGGAAAGAAAUAAAACUUCUGACCCCUCGCUCGAAGAGAUGGUAACAGUAGCUAUUAGGAUUUUGAGCAGGAAUCCAAAAGGCUUCUUCUUACUAGUGGAAGGUGGCAGGAUAGACCAUGGGCAUCAUGAAGGGAAAGCCAGGUUGGCUCUAUACGAAGCAGUGGAAAUGGACAAAGCCAUUGGGAGGGCUGGCACAUUGACGAGAGACACUGACACUUUAACAGUCAUUACUGCUGACCAUUCUCACGUUUUUACCUUUGGCGGCUAUACAUUUAGAGGAAGCAAUAUAUUUGGACAAUGGAACUGUUAUUCUUCAACUAACUCCAAGAUUUUCCACCUUACAGGGAAGAGUACACCAGGCCUUGCUCCCUUUUUAAGUGAUGUGGACAACAGGUCAUUCACCUCGAUAUUAUACGGAAAUGGACCUGGCUAUGCAGUACAAAAUGGAGAGAGACCAAAUGUUUCAACUAACGAGAUCCGCGAGAACCAUUACGUGGCGCAGUCGGCCGUGCCCCUGAAUCAGGAGACUCAUGGCGGAGAGGACGUUGCCAUAUUUGCGAAGGGCCCAAUGGCCCACCUCCUCCACGGUGUACACGAACAGAACUACAUACCACAUGUGAUGGCGUAUGCAGCCUGCAUCGGACAGAACAAGGACCACUGUGCUAAUCUCAACACGGUGCCUUGUGACAAUAGUGCAUGGGUUGCUCAGGGCACCAAUGCCAUUUUGUUCGCUCUGCUGGCACUAUUGACCUGCGUCUAGCACCACCUUUCUCUGGGACUUGCUACAGGGUGGAUUGUCCUGUUAGUCAGGAAUCCCGCCCCUCUCUUUUCAAUGCAAUGGUUAUAGUUUCUGAAGUAUUGUGGUCAGAGGGAAGAGUCAUGGGAAGGUUAUGGUGCAUCUAUAUGAAGUACUCAUUAGCCGGGGCUUUGCUGAUGACAGUGCUCCGUGGAGUGAGAUGACCAAUUCCCCCCAUACCCCCACCCCCAUCGUCUUCCCUCACCUCCUUACCUUCCCACACAGCCUUAAAUUGAGACCUAUAAAUAAAGGCACAAACCUUAAACAAAAAAACCACUAGCUAACUACGUAGCAAAAUAAAGUUUUAAAUUUCUAAGUGUGGCCUCACUUGUUGUAGCUGGUUUUCUGGAGAGCUGACUCCAAAGGUUUGCUGGAUCCUGGAUGGAUGAUGUCCAUGUUUAGAAUACUGAGCGACCAGACCCCUGAAGGCAUGGUCUUUGUUAGAGAACGAGGUCCUCCUAAAUUGGCACCAACACUCAAGCAAGCCCCCAAAUUGACCCGAAUCACUGUAUGAAUAAGAGCAACUCAUCGUAAUGAGAUUCCCAAAAUGUUGAAAAAAAGAUCAUAUUUUCUUGCAAUAGUGCUGGACAAUCUCUCCAUUUUCCCAAAUAGAGAUGCUAUUACAUUAACCAUUGUAUUCUUCUCGAGCUUAAAGUGCUUCAAAAUAGUUAGCAAAAGGAUUAGGUGAGGGGUGUGGUGGAGGAAAUAUUAACUGUUGUCUAGUAUGAUUUGGUGUUAUUAUUUUAAUGAGGGAAGCUGUCCCUUGGUGCAAGCCAUUUUUUUUUGGGAUAUGUGUGACUGACCUAGUUACCUUUUUGUUAUGGAGGAGCAAUCUAGGACAAGUAGUCAGAUUAUAGGUACUCCAGGGAAUAAACCUUGACUCCAUCACCCUAAACCCUAACCCAAAACAUAGCGGCAUUUGCGAAGAUGAAUACAAUCCAUUUCCUGUGGAUUGCCAUUUGUUGAGCACUUAAUGGGGAGCAUCAUGAGGGAAUAAUGAUUUGCCUUACUUUGGCUUCAGACGACAAUGAUGCUAGAGUAAGAAUUUUUCAAAUACUGGAUAGGGCAAAAGCUAAGGAAAUUACAUUUACUGAUCUGUUUCAUAAGUCAAACGUUCCUCAGGUAUUGUGAACAGUGCACUAGCUAAACUUUGGGGCUCUUGUACCAAGCCAUUAAGCAUUACUCUUGCAGAAGACCCUUUUUUAACAUUUUUAUGCCUUUUUAAAUAGUCAUAUGAAGCAUCUCUGUAACAAAAAUUAAAACUUUCAAAUGCUAGAAGUCUGAAAUAAAAGCAGGUAACUCUGGAAAAACAGAAGGUCAGGCGGCAUCCACGGGGAGAGAAAUACAGUUGAUAUUUCAGGUAGAAGACAAUGCAUCAGAUCAUUCUCCACAACGUGAAGAAUUAAAUCUAUUAGUCUAUCCAUUAAUGUUGCUGGACCUGUGGAGAAUUUAGAGCAUUUUUAUCUUUUUAUCUCUGUUCCAUAAAUUGGUUCAAUCUCAGAUUAAGUCAAGGGUCUGCAUAUGUUUUUAAUUCUUUACGCCAAUUUCCACUCAUAUGCAUUUAUCAGUGAGGUGGAAUCCAGAUGACUAUUAGUAUUGGGAGCUGUGAGGUAACCUGUGGUUAUAGCUGGGAUUUGGGAGGCUGUGUAAGGGCACCAUUGCUGGGAAUGCAUUCAGUGUGUCAGGUUUGACAGCUAUGAUGUUCUGCUCUGUAUUAUCACAACUCGUGAUUCCCCAAAGGAGCUCGAACACAAUUUUCAAGGUGAAGUUUUUUAGACAGGAGUCCUGAAUAUGUCUACUCUGCUUUAGAACUCAUUUUGGCUUCACCUUUCAACUUUCCCAUUAGGACAUGGGUUACUAGCAGAAGUCAUGGAUUUGAAACGUACAGAGAUGUGGAUAAGGAUACCCUUGCUUGUCAUCCCCUUGAAACAUUAUUGAGGAGUGAAACAUCACAACAUUCAAAACAUUAAAAAUAAAACAUUCUGUAAAUCUGAUAUAAAAUAUCUUUCCGAUUAUGUUCACUUGUGUUAACAAUGUACCAUUCUGAAGUUACAAAAAUCUUUUAUAAAAUAAAAUUUUUUGACUGUUUUAUCAAA
Molecule: messenger RNA, 4082 nt
Organism: Hypanus sabinus (Atlantic stingray)
Lineage: Eukaryota; Metazoa; Chordata; Chondrichthyes; Myliobatiformes; Dasyatidae
Product: alkaline phosphatase-like
Exons: 14
Coding region: 238-1950 (570 amino acids)
Biological process (GO): dephosphorylation
Cellular component (GO): plasma membrane
Molecular function (GO): alkaline phosphatase activity
Source: RefSeq, a predicted model, not a curated record